Molecule: messenger RNA, 1710 nt
Organism: Aspergillus uvarum CBS 121591
Lineage: Eukaryota; Fungi; Ascomycota; Eurotiomycetes; Eurotiales; Aspergillaceae
Product: putative MFS multidrug transporter
Exons: 5
Coding region: 67-1710 (547 amino acids)
Biological process (GO): transmembrane transport; basic amino acid transport
Cellular component (GO): fungal-type vacuole membrane
Molecular function (GO): basic amino acid transmembrane transporter activity
Source: RefSeq, a predicted model, not a curated record
CGCCGAUAAAAUGUCCUCGCGACGCAAUCCGCUCCUGGAGCGAUACUUCUGUCCUCAAGAAUUACAAUGACCGCUGCCACUCAUCAGAAAUCCGUACCGUCAGAGCAGACGCCCCUUCUGGGCCGUUUGGAAGAGGUGCACGAUGCGCCCCGCGUCCCGGUGACGGUCUUCCAGGGCUCGGCGAUCAUGGUAGCCAUGGGUCUGCUGUUGUUUAUUCAAGCCACCCAAAUCACCGCCAUGACCACCGCUCAAUCGGCCAUUGCCACCGAGUUCGACGCCUUCUCCGUGGCCACAUGGUUCAGUUCCGUGUUCCUGAUCGCGUACUCGAGCAUCACGCCCCUCUCCGGCCGACUGUGUCAGAUCUUCACGCCCCGCGUCUACGUCUUCUUCACCUCGAGCCUGCUGGCAUUGGGCCUGUUUGUCACCGCGGCUGCCCCGAAUCUGGCCGUUUUCCUGGCCGGACGAGCCAUCGCGGGCUGCGGCGCGGGCGGACAGAGCGUGACGGCGCUGGUGCUGGCGCUGGACCUGACGAGCAAGAAGCGCCGGGGACUGUUCCUGGGCCUGAUCAGCGCGGCCAUGACGACGGGCAUCGCGUCGGGGGCUGUGCUCUCGGGCCUCCUGACCACCGUCUACGGAUGGCGUCUCAUCUUCUGGAUCCAAGCCCCGAUCACCCUCCUCCUCGCCCCGAUCAUGUUCUUCGCCAUCCCUCUUCCACCCGGGAACAAGCAAGGUGAGCAGGAUGGGCGCACAAUACUCCAAAAGCUAGCCCAGGUCGACUACGCGGGCGCGUUGACCUUAACCCUCUCCGUAACCCUCCUCCUCACUAGCCUGGCCUCUCCGACCAUCCAAAUAACCCCAAUCCUGGGCUUUUUAUUCACCACCGCCCUCUUCCUCACCAUCGAAUCCUACUACGCCACCCAACCCAUCAUCCCACUGCACCUCAUCCGCCAGCGCCCCGUGCACCUGACCUGCCUCGCCGGCCUCCUGACAAUGAUGGCCCGCUGGGCCGUCCUCUUCUACACCCCCGUCUACGCCAUGGUCGUGCGCGACUGGACCCCGGCCUCAGCAGGACUGAUCCUCGUCCCCACGAACGCAGGCUUCGGCCUCGGCGGCGUGUUAGCCGGGUGGCUGCACAUCCGCCAGGCGCAGAGCUACUACCUCUCCAGCCUGCUAGCCUACACCCUCUUCGCGCUGGCCGCGCUCCUCCUCGCCCUCCUCGCCGUCCCAUCCUCCCCCGUCACCGGCUUUGUGGCUGCCACAUUCCUCCACGGCCUCGCCGUCGGCGCCCUCCUGAAUUACACCCUCUCCCACCUCCUCCAUCUCACUCCCCAUAACAUGCAUUACCUGAUCGGGGCACUGGUGGGCAUGAGCCGCGGGUUCGCGGGGAGCUUUGGCUCCGCGAUCGGCGGGGGCUUCUUUGUCCGGGAGUUGCGGCGCGGGGUGGUGCAGGGGUUCGAGGAGUACGGGGUCGACGGGGAGAGGGAGAGGGAGCUGGUGCGCAAGUUGGUGGGCAGUCCCGCGUUGGUGAAGGGGUUGCGGGGCGUUGAGAAGGUGGUGGCCGUGGCGAGUUAUCAGGCUGCGUUGCAGCGCCUGUUUUUGGCGAGUUGUGUGCUGAUUCUGCUUGCUGCGGUGGCGCAGGCGGGGACAGGGUGGAGGGGCAACGGGGCUAAGGCUGGGGAUGAGGGGGAGGAAAGGGAGGGGAGGGUUUAG